Molecule: messenger RNA, 2918 nt
Organism: Gorilla gorilla gorilla (western lowland gorilla)
Lineage: Eukaryota; Metazoa; Chordata; Mammalia; Primates; Hominidae
Gene: ZP3
Product: zona pellucida glycoprotein 3
Exons: 8
Coding region: 1581-2903 (440 amino acids)
Biological process (GO): positive regulation of acrosome reaction; binding of sperm to zona pellucida; egg coat formation
Cellular component (GO): extracellular matrix
Molecular function (GO): acrosin binding
Source: RefSeq, a predicted model, not a curated record
CAGGGAUAGGGCAUGCCGGCUGGGCUGGGCAAAGCACGUGAAGGUAUGCAGGUUGGCAUUAUCUGGUUGCCAUGGUUAUCUUGAGUUAUGGGCCACCUGGUAGUCUGGCUGGUGGCAACAAGGCUGUCAAUCAGUUCAGCAUUCCUUCCUGAGGUGGGACACUCCACAACCUUGGUUUGAUAUUUGAAUCUCCUAAGGUCAGUUCCUGGGAUUCUCUUAAGUAAUAGGCAUGUUUCCACAUGAUGACAUCAGUGAAAUCGUGGUAUGGGUCUGGUAAUCACUGGGAAUGCAGGAAAGAAUGCAGUGGUUGGGCCAGGUGUGGUGGCUCAUGCCUGUAAUCCCAGCACUUUGGGAGACUGAGGUGGGCGGAUCCCUUGUGGUGAGGAGCUGGGCGUGGUGGAACAAGCCUGUAAUCCCAGCUACUCAGGAGAGUAAGGCAGAAGAAUUGCUUGAACCUGGGAGGAGGAGGCUGCAGUGAGCUGAGGUUGCACCACUACACUCCAGCCUGGACAACAGAGUGAGAUUGUCUCAAAAAAAAAAAAGAAUGCCCUGGUGGGGGUGAGCUGAAGCCAAGCCCCGCUUCUGCUGUGUCUCAGUAUGAACUCCAGGGGAUUCACCCAGGAAUGAAGAACGCAGGGCCCCUUCUCCACCUCUCUUCACACAGCUGCCUCUGCCUGAACUGACCUACCCCCCGGCCUCCCAUAAAAUAAGGCAGAGACCCAUGAAAUUCCUCCUGUCUCCUAAUUGAUACCGCCUCCUUUUUCUCACACUUGGAAUGAGCUCCUUAUGUCUCAGAUCUAAUCCUCCUGACCCUUCAAUCAAGGGCUUUCUCCUGUGUCCCCCACAGACCUGGGACAGCUCCCUUGCCGGGCUGUGAGCUUCCUAAGGGCAGGGCCAGCAGGGGAUCAGAGGGAAGCUGUGAUACAUUGUGGUGCACCAGGCAGGCAGCACACUCUUUGCAAACUUUUACAUGAAUACACAUGGGGAUUUACAAGCUAAAAACUUUGAAGUGGGCUGGGGCGGGCGCGGUGGCUCACACCUGUCAUCCCAGCACUUUGGGAGGCCGAGGCAGGAGGAUCACUGCAGGUCAGGACUUCAAGACCAGCCUGCCCAACAUAGUGAAACCCUGUCUCUACCAAAAAUACAAAAGUUAGCCAGGCACGGUGGCGCAUGCCUUCCUGUAAUCCCAGCUAUUUGGGAGUCUGAGGCAGGAGAAUCACUUGAACCUGGCUGAGAAGUGGAGGAUGCAGUGAAACGAGAUCACACCACUGCACUCCAGCCUGGACAACAGAGCGAGACUCUGUCUCAAAACAAAACAAAACACAACAAAAACAAACAAACCACAAACACACACACACACACAGCAAAAAAAACUUUAACGUGGAUACACGUGGGGGAUUUCCAAGCUAAAAACCAAAUUCUGCUGUGGUCAUGCUGGGGUGAAGGCUGAGAGUUUGCAGUUCUAACAAGCUCCCAGGUGUUACUGAUGCUUCUGGAUGGAGACCACUUUAUGCAACAAGGGCCCAGCUGGCUAGGGAAGGGAGGCAGCUGAGAGCCCAGGUGGCAGCAGCCAGCAUCCCAUGGGUAUAAGAUGGCCAGAGGCGGCUGCCUGCUGCUCUGCAGGCACCAUGGAGCUGAGCUAUAGGCUCUUCAUCUGCCUCCUGCUCUGGGGUAGUACUGAGCUGUGCUACCCCCAACCCCUCUGGCUCUUGCAGGGUGGAGCCAGCCGUCCUGAGACGUCCGUACAGCCCGUACUGGUGGAGUGUCAGGAGGCCACUCUGAUGGUCAUGGUCAGCAAAGACCUUUUUGGCACCGGGAAGCUCAUCAGGGCUGCUGAUCUCACCUUGGGCCCAGAGGCCUGUGAGCCUCUGGUCUCCAUGGACACAGAGGAUGUGGUCAGGUUUGAGGUUGGACUUCACGAGUGUGGCAACAGCAUGCAGGUAACCGACGAUGCCCUGGUGUACAGCACCUUCCUGCUCCAUGACCCCCGCCCCGUGGGAAACCUGUCCAUCGUGAGGACUAACCGCGCAGAGAUUCCCAUCGAGUGCCGCUACCCCAGGCAGGGCAAUGUGAGCAGCCAGGCCAUCCUGCCCACAUGGUUGCCCUUCAGGACCACGGUGUUCUCAGAGGAGAAGCUGACUUUCUCUCUGCGUCUGAUGGAGGAGAACUGGAACGCUGAGAAGAGAUCCCCCACCUUCCACCUGGGAGAUGCAGCCCACCUCCAGGCAGAAAUCCACACUGGCAGCCAUGUGCCACUGCGGUUGUUUGUGGACCACUGCGUGGCCACACCGACACCAGACCAGAAUGCCUCCCCUUAUCACACCAUCGUGGACUUCCAUGGCUGUCUUGUCGACGGUCUCACUGAUGCCUCUUCUGCAUUCAAAGUUCCUCGACCCGGGCCAGAUACACUCCAGUUCACAGUGGAUGUCUUCCACUUUGCUAAUGACUCCAGAAACAUGAUAUACAUCACCUGCCACCUGAAGGUCACCCUAGCUGAGCAGGACCCAGAUGAACUCAACAAAGCCUGUUUCUUCAGCAAGCCUUCCAACAGCUGGUUCCCAGUGGAAGGCCCGGCUGACAUCUGUCAAUGCUGUAACAAAGGUGACUGUGGCACUCCAAGCCAUUCCAGGAGGCAGCCUCAUGUCGUGAGCCAGUGGUCCAGGUCUGCUUCCCGUAACCGCAGGCAUGUGACAGAAGAAGCAGAUGUCACCAUGGGGCCACUGAUCUUCCUGGACAGGAGUGGUGACCAUGAAGUAGAGCAGUGGGCUUUGCCUUCUGACACCUCAGUGGUGCUGCUGGGCGUAGGCCUGGCUGUGGUGGUGUCCCUGACUCUGACUGCUGUUAUCCUGGUUCUCACCAGGAGGUGUCGCACUGCCUCCCACCCUGUGUCUGCUUCCGAAUAAAAGAAGAAAGCAAUA